Tuber aestivum (summer truffle) is the source of this 2749-nucleotide messenger RNA. The record is from the annotation of a GenBank genome assembly. NCBI's taxonomy places the organism in Eukaryota, Fungi, Ascomycota, Pezizomycetes, Pezizales, Tuberaceae.
GCGUUGAACUCGAGCGAGCCCUUUGCAUACCCAAUUGCUACCAUCGCACCCUCAAAUGACAACAUGGCUACCGCUUCCGCUCCUCCCCGAAACGGGGUUCUGUGAGUUGCCAUUCAGUGGAGAAGGGGUGAAAAACACAUCAGCAGUCUCGCGGGCUCGGAGGCAGGAGAACGAAGGCGAGGUUUGGAAUGAAUCAAGAGUUGGUGUUUGCCAAACCAAAAUUCCGGUACUCGGCGGAUCUGGCCCUCGUCUUGAUGAUACCGCCCGCGCUGUUGGGCGCAAAAAACCCACGAAAACACCAGCUUAUUCGUCCCCUACAGCAAGGGAAACUAAAGAACCAGUUAUUGCAAUCACUAAUUCCACCAACGGGGUAACGGAAACCAACACCAUUAGACCUGCUCACAAGACUCGGAAUUCUAUUAAACUAAGCCAUAACCCUCUGGGAGUCCUCCCCCGCUCUCCGACACCUGGUUUAGGAAAACCCUUAACACUCCACUCUACGCAUCGGCGCGCUACACCUUCUAUGCCAGAGCCCACCUCGUCUCUACGCCAGCCACCGCUUGGGCAAUUAUCGCGUCGAGCUGUGCUACGGCUAGGGAGAUACAGCGGGGACGGCUCCGCAGCAUCUAGUGCAGAGGGAAACUCAACACGACUAACAGCUAAGUGGAGAUCCAAUGCCCCGGUCAGGGGGUCACCCCGUAAAAGCUUGGUUCCUGCUCUUCCCGAUUCGGUCUCCACAGCACAUAUAUGCGAACUCAACCGAGAGGAUCCUCGGAACUGCGGCUCCUCUUGUGGAAAAACCUGGACCUCCCGGCCUUCCUGCGAGCCCUCCCACCACCAUAAAGAGCCAAGUGACGUCUGGCGAUUUCACUCCCGCAGCCAAGGGACUCACAGUGCGCGAAAUAGCAGAUGGAAUCUUCACGUUGCAAAAUCCAGUUUACCGGAUCAGCGCCUAGAAGGAUCAGAAACCGAUAAGACCUCCGACCAAUUACUCCCAAGUGCUACUCCAUCCGGCAUAUCUUCAGCACCGGGGAGGAGCUCGUUAAGGGUUAAGGCAAGACUUCCGAGGUUACCCGACCCCACUCCCAAGAAUCAGGGUAAGUCGUUUCCGGAUAUCCAUUGUGUUGUUCGACUCCCUAUCCGCCAAUUAGGUUUCGUGUGGAUUGCACUGACUUUACCUUCGAAUAGCAUUGACCGGUCCUAAUCAGCAGCCGAGCAAGGAUACCUGCAGGGUAGGUAGCAUUUCGCCACCUGGGGGACUAGCUGGUGAGACUGCCUUUAAAGCACCAGCAACAGCCUGUGGGCUGGCGGAAAGUGAUAUUACGCACUUACAUUCCGUUCGUGAUGCCAUGGACCUGGACUCGCCGUUGCCAGCCGCUGAUGGCACACACGACUGGGAUCUCCCUAUAAACGAUGGAGAUGCUUUGGGCCAAGCGAGUGCAGACCGCACUGCCGGUCUGAUGGAUGAAAGGACUAAACAAGAGGCAGAGAUCCUUUUCAAAGCCUUCCUGGAGGUUGAAAAUUCUGUGGAAAUGAGCCCAAGGGCUGUAUCUCUCCCCACAAGGCCGGUGCCUGGACCUACGGUUGCCGGUUCCUACCUUACGCCGAGCGUGCAGGAGGGGAGCAAGAGUGGAACAAUGCGUACCUCCCAGAAGCCGCUCCAGAUUCCUGUACAACCGCCGGGGCAUCCUGAUACUCGAGCCCUAUCACAACAACGACAGUCGACCAGGACCACUCGAAUGGCACGUUCUUAGGUGAGAAUAACUCCUGUUGGGGCGGCCGUGGAACCUUGGGUGCUUGAAGAGGGCCCUCAAUCCUGGUGCAGUUCCCGGCCACUCGACACUCCCCUCAUCCCCUCCGCCUUCCUUUAAUUCGAGCCUCUUAUCGCCACAAGAUCGCCCGGCUCUAAACCCGAAAACAAACCCCUUUCAUCUCACACGUUCAUGCACUAUCGCUUCUUCCCAAUCUUAGUGGCACCCGAACAGAUUCCUGCGGAAUACCAGAAACGCCUACUGAGACGGAUGCUCCUACCUGAAUGCGUCGGAAUUGAGUCGUGCUGUGACAGGCCCUGCGAAUUUCCGCAGCCCCUGCAAUAUUCCGCGGCCAAGGCCAACCUCUCCCUCCAGCACACCAAGUUCUGCGGCGAUGAGAUGCUUACCAACGCCCCCCCGCGACAAUCGACCCAACUAAUUCUCCUGGAAAAAUCUGGUCGAGGUGCUUGGGGCGCGAUUCCGAUCUGUCGACUACCAGGGACACCUCGCGAUAAGUCUUCCCACGUCGUCGCCAAGCGCCCACUUCCCUCGGCUCACUAAACAGACAGGACAUAUACAUGCCCCAUGAGCAACACCUCCAAACACUUCUCCGAUGCCCUACCCGCUUCAAUCUAGCUCUUGUUCCCCCCUCGGAAAGCCCACCGGAAAUCUCUGUGUACAAUAACAGGAAAAAACUGAGAUGGCGCGAACUUGCUCCCAACUUUUCUAGAUCCUUCUCCAACCCUAGAGAACGCCCCCAACCCCCUCUCAUAACAACCCCGUCACCAGCAGCUUGUAGAAUGCUCGCCAAAACGUCACCCGCUAUCGCCGCCGCCGCCCCCCCACUAGCCUUGUGGGAGAUUCAGUUUUGCCCCCUGUUUUCCGCGCUCCCAGUAACCUGUCUUCCCAUUUCUCUUCUCAGCGAAUGUUCUGGGUUUAUUUUACGAUUUUUUCCUCGGAGUUACAAUUGAAUUUGACCUUUCCUCUUACUCAACCUC